Messenger RNA from Cherax quadricarinatus, 446 nucleotides. The record is from RefSeq and is a predicted model, not a curated record. NCBI's taxonomy places the organism in Eukaryota, Metazoa, Arthropoda, Malacostraca, Decapoda, Parastacidae.
UCACAUUACUAUAUGGGGCUCACUUAUUUUCUACUUUUGCUUCUCCAAUAUUUUUACAACUAUGUCCUUGGUGGAGAUUAUGUUGGAACUCUAGCAAAGGCGAUGGGAGAGCCCAUGUUCUAUUUCACCUCAUUGUUGACUAUUGUGAUACUGAUGCUACCCGUAAUGGCUUGGCGCUUCUAUUGGGUUGAUGUUGCCCCAACUCUCUCAGAUAAAGUAAGAUUUAAGCAGCGUCAUGAUGCCAAGAUGGCCAGCAAGCGCAUUGAACAUGACAUGCUCCGUACUCCCUCUGCAAGAAGAUCUCGCCGUUUCCAUCCGCUCUGGCUAUGCCUUUGCUCACCAUGGAAGGAUUUUGGGCGCCUAAUCACAAGUGGAAAAAUAAUGCGUCCUAGAAAUCCAAAGCCUGGCAACGUGUCCAUGGCAGAGCCUCAAACUUUCGUCCAGAU